GCGGCGCGGAACACGGCGCGACGGUGUCGUGCACAGUGGGUAGGACGUUUGCGAAGCCACUUUCAAUACCUGGCAUAACCAAUAACGUCUGUGAUAGAUUAUGGAAACAUAUGACGUGAUAGUUAAUCAACCAGUAGUUAUAGACAAUGGUUCCGGCGUCAUAAAGGCAGGUUUUGCUGGCGACCAAGUACCGAAAUGCCACUUCCCAAACUUCAUUGGACGACCAAAGCACAAGAGGGUCAUGGCAGGUGCCUUGGAAGGAGACAUAUUUGUAGGGCCGAAAGCAGAGGAGCACAGAGGUCUCCUGAGCAUUCGCUAUCCGAUGGAGCAUGGCAUUGUCAUAGACUGGAAUGAUAUGGAGAGGAUAUGGCAGUACAUCUAUUCCAAAGAGCAGCUACAGACAUUCUCUGAAGAGCAUCCCGUCCUCCUCACCGAGGCUCCCAUAAACCCGCUGAGAAACCGGGAACGCUCUGCAGAGAUAUUUUUUGAGACAUUCAAUGUUCCAGCAUUAUUUGUGUCUAUGCAAGCCGUCCUGAGCCUGUAUGCCACAGGUCGGACAACAGGUGUGGUGCUUGACUCGGGUGAUGGCGUCACCCAUGCAGUGCCCAUAUAUGAGGGUUUUGCCAUCCCCCACAGCAUCCUGCGAGUGGACAUUGCUGGCAGGGAUGUGACUGCUUAUCUACGCCACUUGCUGAGGAAGGAAGGUACCAACUUCCACACGACAGCAGAGUUUGAGAUUGUCAAGACGGUGAAGGAGAAAGCUUGCUAUUUGGCCAAUAACCCCCAACGAGAAGAGACAAUGGAUACGGAGAAGGCUCAUUACACAUUGCCCGAUGGAACUACUCUUGAAAUUGGACCAGCACGUUUCCGGGCGCCUGAGGUGCUCUUCCGACCAGACCUUAUUGGCGAGGAGUUUGAGGGCCUGCAUCAGGUGCUCGUCUUCGCAAUACACAAGUGUGACAUGGAUCUGCGUAGGGUUCUAUACCAAAACAUUGUUCUCUCUGGAGGGUCUACACUUUUCAAAGGCUUUGGUGAUCGGCUGCUUGGUGAGGUGAAGAAGAUAUCACCUAAGGGAAUCAAAAUCAGGAUAUCAGCCCCACAAGAACGGCUGUACUCUACCUGGAUUGGUGGCUCUAUUCUCGCUUCUCUCGACACAUUCAAGCGCAUGUGGGUAUCCAAGAGAGAGUACGAAGAGGAAGGCAUGCGGGCCCUUCAUCGCAAAACUUUCUGAACUGUGGCCACUCGUGUAAUAAGACUUCUUGUGCCUGCCCUCCCUGUUCUUUUUUUUUUCAUGUUUUUUUUUUUUUUUUUUUUUAAUGCUGGCUGUUCAGUCCUUUGAGCCAUAGGUUUGGUUUUUAUUUAUUAUCCUUGGUAUCCUGGGAAGCACCACCUCACAUUGAGGCAGGGAAUACUAUGGGCAAAGAUGACUUGUUGAGGUCUGUUUGUGCUGGCCUAGAAACUGUACGCCAGUACUGCAUUUUGAGUGCCACUUUUGGCAACCUUGCCUUGAACUGCUAAAUGCUUGAUCACUUUUUUUGAUGUGGCAGGCCUUACUAGGCACAUUCCAAACAGUUGCCGCUCGCAUGUUCAGCAUUGCCAUGAAGGAAUUGCUUUGGUUAGUUUGCAUGGAACAUCUCGUGGCUUGCCUUACAAUACAGCUUUGCCAUAAAUGGUGUGGCUCAAAUGGCAUGGCUGCACCCAAGCCCUGUUGAAGAUUUUUCUUGGGCAUUCAUGAUCAUGUAUGAUACACUGCAUAAAAUGGCUGCUCCUGGCAUCCAUAUGAAAUAAAUUUUUCUGCACCUUUAAA
Dermacentor andersoni is the source of this 1807-nucleotide messenger RNA. RefSeq names its product Actin-related protein 1 (gene Arp1). NCBI's taxonomy places the organism in Eukaryota, Metazoa, Arthropoda, Arachnida, Ixodida, Ixodidae. The record is from RefSeq and is a predicted model, not a curated record.